AUGGGAAGCAAAAGUUUGCUUAGUGCAAUGUGUAAUGAAACCGUUGACGUUUCCAUUUCGACGUCUUCUGAAAAAUCCAAUCGAACAUUCAAUGUUGAAGACGAAGUUGAACAAAAGAAUUUAUUUCCAUCUGCUAUGUAUGCACAUUUUUGUCAUUCGGAGAUCGAGUUUACUGAUGAAGACAAACAGUCAAAACGAUUAACUCAAUAUUAUCCACAAACUCACCAAUUUAACGUUAUGAAUGUGGCACGCAUAACGCCACCAUCAAAAACACCAUUUACAUUAAACUCUCCACUUGUCUUUCCAAGUCAACAAAUUUAUAGUGGGCAACAUUUUAGCAAUUUACAUGAAGAAUAUCUCAAUUCAGAAUAUCGAUUAAAUCGUGAAGUGUGGACACAGGAAGCCACGGUUAUCGAGGAUUCUUCGCUUAUGCCAAUGACUGGAUUUUCAUCUCAAGAAAAGUGA
Clunio marinus is the source of this 465-nucleotide messenger RNA. The record is from the annotation of a GenBank genome assembly. NCBI's taxonomy places the organism in Eukaryota, Metazoa, Arthropoda, Insecta, Diptera, Chironomidae.